AUGCUCUGGCAUGAGGCAGGAGCUCAUUUCGGGCUGGGGGGGGCAUCGGCCAGUGCCGCACCCCUGAUCUCCUUCAACGAAGCGCUGCAGUACUUCCAGACAGCCGACCUCUCCGAGUGCAGGAAGAAAGUCCGGGCAACGGUGCGCAGGCAAGGCCUGGCUGCUCUGCUUCACUUCCUCUUCGGUCCUCCCCGGCUCCAGCCGCAGCUGCAGGGAGAGCGGGAGCUGGCUCUGGCCAUGGCACAGUGUGGUUUGGAUGAUAACGAGAGAGUGCACAUGAGAAUCCUGCAGACCAUUUAUAAGAAGCUAACCCGCUCCAGGUUGGGCUGCCCACGCUACGGGGCGCACUGGGAAGAUCUUGGCUUCCAAGGUGCGGAUCCCGGCACUGACCUGCGCGGGACGGGGAUGCUGGGCUUGAUGCAGCUGCUCUACUUCGUCACGGACUCACAGACGCUGCCUCUGGCGCAAGAAAUUUUCAAGCUAUCCCAGCACGAAACCCAGAAUUUCCCCUUCUGCAUCAUGUCUGUGAACAUCACCCACAUCGUCAUCCAGGCCCUGAGGGAGGAACAUCUCUCCAGGGAGUGCAAUCGCAGGCAGCAGGUCAUUGCCGUACUGAACAACCUGUACGCGGCAGCCUUUCUGCAGCUCUACCGUGUCUGGAAAUGGCAGCACAAGACCGUCGCUGACUCCAGCUUCCUCCUAAAAGGUUUGUUUCCCCAUGCUUUCCCCUCCUUUCCCUGCCAAGGAAAAACACAGUGCAUUCCCAGAACGUUUGUGUCCUGCAGAGCCCAACCCCAAGGGGUGUAAUGACCAGAAAGCCUCA
Molecule: messenger RNA, 823 nt
Organism: Athene cunicularia (burrowing owl)
Lineage: Eukaryota; Metazoa; Chordata; Aves; Strigiformes; Strigidae
Gene: ELMOD3
Product: ELMO domain containing 3
Exons: 7
Coding region: 1-807 (268 amino acids)
Source: RefSeq, a predicted model, not a curated record